This is a messenger RNA of Trichomonas vaginalis G3, 1398 nucleotides long. Its product is annotated as transmembrane protein 181 family. The record is from RefSeq and is a predicted model, not a curated record. NCBI's taxonomy places the organism in Eukaryota, Parabasalia, Trichomonadida, Trichomonadidae. Gene Ontology annotation, molecular function: toxic substance binding. Bases 1 to 1398 code for a protein of 465 amino acids. The transcript has a single exon.
AUGGAGGAUUUUAUAUCCACUCAUGGUUUGAAUGCAAUUGCUAUAUCAAAUACUGAUACUGUGAAUGAUCAUCCAUUAGUUUGCGAUUUCAAAAUAUCAAAAAUAUCGAAAAUUCAUCUCGUAAUUCCAUAUGUCAUCUUAUCGAUCGCAUGCUUAUUAUGUUUAUACUGCCCAACGGCUUCUGUCACACGUAUUAACCCAAUACAAGUUAACAAAUCAGCGAAUUUCAGCAAAUAUAAAAUUUCGCAUACAGACGUCAAAUAUACAGAUCAAUACGUAGACAUCUAUUUACAUCCUGCAGAAAAGGGAAGCAAACUCAAAAUUAAAGGCCAAAUUAAUGUUUCUCUUUACAGAAAAAAUUUAAUGGUUAACACAUUUGUUUCUGACAUUAAAGAAUCCAUAACUGCAAAGACACCAGCAGUCAGAGCUCAUGUUCUUAAUUUCGAUAGAAUUGAUGUUGAAUUUAAUUCGGAACAACUAAAUCUCUUUGAUUCAGUUGAAAUUACUUGCGCAAAUCGUAAAUUCACCAAGAUAUUUAUCGGUUUCGAAGUGUUCAUUUCCGUUAUUUCCGCUUUUUAUUGCAUUAAUUACUUCAUAAACGUGGGUAGCUUUGGGGUAAUCCCAACCUUUGAGCAGCAUCUUACACUUGGACUGAUAAUCCUUUUAGUCUGCUAUACAGAUCUCUUCUCUCUCUUUGAUUUGUAUUUUGCAAGUUAUGUCAACAUUUUUAGGAAGAUAUUUUCAAGGGAUUUGUUCUUCUCUUACUUCAUAUUCUACACAUUAUCGAUCUUUUCUUACUUUGGACGAGAGCAAAUUGAUAAUCCCCAUCUUACCAUCGCAAUUCCUUAUUUAAUCCUUUCAUUUAGCGUUCUUUUAUUACUUGCUUUAUCAUCUACAAUUAAUAACAGGCAGUACGCAGAGCUUUUCCCAAUGUUUUCCGGUUCAAAUAUGUGUUUCAAUAUUUGCCAUUGCGUAAUGUUCAUUUUAUACGCAAUAUAUUAUGUGGUCAAUGCAAUUCUUGUGAAAGCAAAGGUUAAAACUGUUGAUCAAAACAGAUAUUACAAUUAUUUGACAUUUUCUGUUCAUUACAUCGUUAUUUUAGAUCUAACUAUUGUCCUAGGAUUCUUUAUCCCAGAAACAAGUGCUUUGGCCUUCAUGCCAGCAGGAGUUUUCACUGCUUGUUCAAUUUCACUUAUUUACGCCCAUAAGACAGUUCCUGAGAAGAACGCUUUGUAUGAAAAGGCUGAAACAAUCGAUGCCGAUAAUGAAAUGAUCGGAGCUGCUGAAAUUGACGAAACUCGUCCAAUUAAACAGCCAAUUCCUGAUAUAUCAGACCAUGACUCCUCCCAACCAGCUGAAUAUGUUGAUAAGGAGGAAGAUAUCAAUGAACCUCUUUAA